This is a messenger RNA of Acanthoscelides obtectus, 330 nucleotides long. Lineage: Eukaryota; Metazoa; Arthropoda; Insecta; Coleoptera; Chrysomelidae. The record is from the annotation of a GenBank genome assembly.
AUGAAACCAUCUAAACUGCAAGAUCAUCUGAGAAGAUGCCACCCUAAUAAAACAGAGAAAGAUUUGAAAUACUUUCAAACACUCAAAGAUAAAUUUCAGAAGAGACCUACACUGGACAGAAUGUUCACUUCGACGUCACAAAGAAAUGAUGAUGGUUUGCGGGCGUCUUACAAUAUCUUGUUACUUAUAGCAAAAUCCGGAAAACCGCAUACUAUCGGAGAAAAGUUAAUUUUGCCAACCGUUGAAGAGGUUUUAAAAACUGUUUUACACAAACCUGCAUCUGAUAUCAUUAAAAGAAUUCCCUUAAGCAACAAUACUGUUGAAAGAUGA